AUGUUAUCUCUUCUUUUUACACUCAGUUUCAGCGAAAAACUAAAGCCGAUUGUAUUAAUACCAGGCGCAAUGCGUUCUCGCUUGGAAGUAAAUUCUACUCGUGAUACAAUUUCUUACUGUUCUCAUAAAAAUAAAAAUCUUGCUUGGCUCAACGUAUUUUCAUUUGUUCCACCUUUCAUUAAUUGCUUCUUUGACUAUUUUGCACUUGAUUACGAUGAAGAAAAAGGUAUUUCUCAUUCAAAAGAAAACGUUUCGAUCAAACCACAAGGAAACUUUGGCGAACUGGACAAUAUUAUUGGAACGGGACCUAAAAUCUUUGGAUUGCGUCUUUUUGGAUACCUUAACAAAUUUAUUGACAGACUUAAAGAAAUUGGUUACGUCGAGAAGCAAAAUUUGUUUGCAGCACCAUACGAUUGGAGAUUAGGUGUUGCCCAUCUCGGUGAAUACUUCGAUAAUCUUCGCAAACUCGUAGAAAACGCAUAUACACUCAAUGGCAAUACUAAAGUCCAUUUAUUCUCCCAUUCACUUGGUGGCUGGGUCAUCUAUGUAUUCCUUACCGAAAAAACAACACCAGAGUGGCGCCAAAAGUACAUUGACGCUGUCACUUUAUCUGCACCUUCAUGGAGUGGCAGUGGAACAGCAUUAUCUGGUUUUGUAAGGCAUACCUUACCAUUUGUUCCAUUUUACAAGACCGAUCGCCUCCGUGAUUUCAUUGAUUCGCUCGGAAUGUAUCAUAUUCACUUACCUUCAUCAUUCUACUACGAAAACGAUACAUUAGUUGUUAAAAAGGACGGACAAAAUAUUAAAGGCAAAGACGUCAUCAAAUACAUCAAAUCCGUGUUUUCAGAAAAACACUUCAAAAUGGCUGAAGCAAACUUCAAUUUAACCAGCAAACCGCAUAAACCUCUCGACGUACCUACAAACAUCGCUUACAAUAGCGGAAUAAAGCAAACAAUGGGCUACGACUUGAAACACGGAAAAUCAAUACAAAUGGAAGGUGACGGACUUGUUGGAUCGAAGGGACUUGACUGGGUUUGCAAGAAUUGGAACAAGGCAGACCUCAGAUGCCACAAUUUCAACUCUUCAAGUUUGAAAUUUAUUCAUCAACUUCUUCCAAGAUCAAAAGAGGCAACAGAUGUCUACUUAGAUAUGAUAUUCAAUGGAAAAGUUCCUAAGCCUGCAAAAACAACAAAUAAGGCUCAAGAAGAACUUUAA
This is a messenger RNA of Trichomonas vaginalis G3, 1215 nucleotides long. Its product is annotated as O-acyltransferase protein. The coding region runs from base 1 to 1215 and encodes 404 amino acids. The record is from RefSeq and is a predicted model, not a curated record. The transcript has a single exon. Gene Ontology annotation, biological process: lipid metabolic process. NCBI's taxonomy places the organism in Eukaryota, Parabasalia, Trichomonadida, Trichomonadidae.